AUGAAUUCACACUUGACGCGCUCUAAAAUGAACGAUUUCCACGAGCAAAUUCGUUCUCUGACUGACGAGAAUGUGCAGCUUAGAGACAAAAAUGAACAGCUAUUCAGUAAGUUGGGUACUCUUCAGAACAAACUGGGAACCAUAGGGGCCUCAAGAACCGACUUAUCUACCAAACUUGUGUUCAGUGAGGAGGAAAAACUAAAGAUGUCAAAAGAGCUUGUGGAAGUUCAGAUUAGGGCGAAUAAGAUGCGAGAGCAAUAUGAGGCGGAGAACUUUGAGUUAAAGAAUAAGCUUUUGUCCCAAGAGGGUGUGGCCUUGGCUCUGGAGAGCGAGCGUGAUCGGUUAAGGCAGGAGCUCCAGGGGGCAUCAGUGCGGGCACAGGCGGCCGAGGUCAACAGCAAGGAGCUGGUCGAGGAGUACGGCACGCUGAAGAGGAACUUUCUGAGCGUGUGCGAGGCCUACGAGCGAGCUGCUACACACACCGAGCAGUUGAGCGCUGAGCUGCUCGCACUUGCCAACACCCAUGACACCCUGCUCCAGGAGAGGGACCACGCCCAGCGACGCGCUCGACAAAAGGGCGAAGAGGUGGAACGUGUGAGGGCACUGGUCAGCAGAGUCAGUCACAGCAGAGUGAGGCCAGAAGAGCUGGCCUUGGGUCAGACCAAGAGCCCCCAGGAGAAAAAUCUGCUGGAUAAACAGAGCGAGCUGAAGGAUGAGCUGGAGAAAAUAAGGAAAAGUUAUGAAGAGCAACAACACAGACUGGAAGAGAAAGUGGUUGCCAUGGGGAAAGAGCAGCAGGAAAAUAAGAGAGCAAUCAGAAACACACAACACACACUUGCUGAGCAGUCUGUGACUCUUCUGGCCUCCCAGCAGCAGCAAAAGGAGCUGGAAGCUGAAAACUCUCAGUUGCAAAAUCAACUGAAAGAACUAAACCAGGAGUACAGAGCCCGGCUCCACAAAUAUCUACAAGACCUGUCGGAGUUCAUGGCUGGUUUGAGGGAGGGCGUAGACCAGAAGGAGGCAUCUUACUGGUCCAGGCUGCAUGGACAUGUGGAUGGGAUGUUGAAUGACAUGAGAGUGGCCUAUCGCAGGAGAGAGGAACAACUGGCCAGCGCAGCACGCAACUACCGCCGCAAAAUACGCACUCUCAUGAACACACACGCGUCCCUGCUUGCUGCUUACAGGGUUCAGCGGGAGCAGAUCCUGUCCCAUGAGAGCUCAGGGCUGGAGCCCGGGCCCCCAGAGGCCCACUUCUCUCUCGGGGAACACGAGGGGGAGGCUGAGAAAGAGUUGCACAACCUACGCAUGGACAAAGCCCGUCUAGAGAGCCAACUCAAGCACACACGGGAACAGGAGAGCUGGGAGAGGGAGCGGGCUCAGCUCCUCACACAGGCUACCGUUGCUGAGGAACAGGUCUCAGAACUGCAGGAGUAUGUUGACAACCACUUGGGCAGGUAUAAGCAGGAGAUCACUCGACUGCGAGGGCUUCUGGGGUUGGGGGCGGGACGAGCCAGUAGUGCAGAGCUCCCGAAGACACGCCUCCUCCGCCGCUCGAUCAAAAACACCAGCUAUGAGAUUUAG
Molecule: messenger RNA, 1581 nt
Organism: Sardina pilchardus (European sardine)
Lineage: Eukaryota; Metazoa; Chordata; Actinopteri; Clupeiformes; Clupeidae
Gene: ccdc78
Product: coiled-coil domain containing 78
Exons: 12
Coding region: 1-1581 (526 amino acids)
Cellular component (GO): cytoplasm
Source: RefSeq, a predicted model, not a curated record